GCGAGGUCUGCCCACUCUGACUCACGGUAACCAGGAAGCCUCAUUUCCUGCCUCGACUCCACAUGGAUUUCACAACUCCCAGAUUGACUUCUGUGGAAGGGUGUGAUCAGUUUUUGUAACUUGACACUGCUCUGACAGAGUGAGAGCUGCACAAAGUCGAAGUCUCUCCUCCUGGAAACAUCUCUAUCAUCGUCAUUUUCACUUACCAAUAUGAACGCACGCUCUGUGGACAAACAGUGAAAGAUGUUUCCACUUAAGAGUCGAGUUUGUGGAGUCGAGUCUGUGACGAGGAGCAGGAGGACGGUCGUGGUCACAUGGGUUUUAUUGGCAUUGUUGUUCUGUGGGAGGAGAACGCAGGGAGGGGAACAUGGGCUGAUGGUUUUUCCACGUGACCAAACGUUUCAGGUGGGCAGCAGCGCCACCUUCUACUGCGUUCUGCCACCAGGACAGAUGUUUGACCAGAUGUACGUGAACGGGCAGAAUAGCACCACCAACGUGGACGCCGUCAGGAUCAAUGAGUCGACCUUUGCCCUGACCGUUCACCUGGAGCGGCCGUCAGAUAUAAGCUCCACGGACAUCAUUUGUAAAAGCAGAAACCAGGAAGUUCAGAUGCAAGGCGGAGCCUCGGCUUUCGUCGGCUAUCCGCCUGAUGACAAGACUCUUCAGUGCGAAACCAGAGAUCUGGAAUCAGUGGAGUGUCACUGGAAAGUCGGACGAAGCACACACUUGUCCAGAGAACCCACGACUUAUCGUCUGCUUGGAGGUUCAUGUACAGCAGCAGUGUCAGUGUCUGCGUCUCGAGGCCAAUGUUCUCAGAAGGUUCACGUCAAGGUCGUCGCUGGUGUGAGAAACUGGACGUUAACGGCAGAGAAUGUUCUGGGGAAGGUGGAGCUGACGGAGACAGCAGACCUGACGCACAGAGUUCGCAUGUUCGCACCGGAGGACGUGACCGCUUCAGCCGUGACGCGCAGAAAGGUGACCCUGAAGUGGAGGUGGACGGUUCAGCGGUACAGGAAACUGAACGUGACGUGUCGAGUCAAAGUUAGUCACGACGGAACCAGUGUCGUGAGUGAAGCCUCUGGUGUUGGUCUGAACUCUGCAGUUGUGACUGAGCUGAUACCAAACUGGAAAUAUAACGUCACGGUACAAUGUAGGACGACGCAGCAUUCCUGGAAAUGGGGCGACUGGAGCUCAGCGUCCGCGUUCCACACAGAGGCUGAUGUUCCAGAUGCUCUUGAUGUUUGGAUGCAGAUGAAGCAAAACCACAUUGUCGUUAUCUGGAAAGAGCUGCUGGACCACCAGAGUCAUGGACGCAUCAUAGAUUACACAGUGACCUGGACUGAGACGACAGCGACGGAGCAACAGCGCAACACGACCACGGUGAUUCACAGCAAACGCAGCGUGGUUCUCAGUGUGGACACCAGCAGCAUCCGCUAUCGCAUCACAGUUACAGCAAGAAAUGACAUGGGCAACUCGCCGCCGUCGACCAUCACCACCCCCAACGUCAACACGGAUCUGGCCAGCGUCCACACUUCUCGGAUCACUGGCGUUAACGGCAGCUUCCCUCUGUCCUGGUCGUCCAGUCCGGCUGCGAGCUGCGGCUACAUCGUGGACUGGCGUCCGACCUCGCGUAACGACACCGUGGAGUGGCUCAAAGUGUCUCGUCAUGAAACUAGUGCCAAUAUCCUUUCAAAAAGCUUCAAAGACGGACUGAGAUACUCUUUGUCCAUAUUUGCCUGCACACACGGCGCUCCAGAGCUGCUGGAGAGACGCGAGGGAUACGUUCGCGAACAGGUAAUUCCAAGCGGCCUUUUUACGGCACUUGGGUGGAGACAGCAGGGGUCAAAGGUCGACGUGACCUGGGCUCCAGUGGCUGUGAGUGAGCAGACUGCGUUCAUCGAGGGCUACGUUCUCUACUGGUCCAACAGCAACAGAAGCAGCAAUGUAGUCUUUAAUGUGAGCACAGAUAACCCUGACGCCACAAGCCUCACAGCCACAGACCUGGAAAUCACUACGUACACGUUCACAGUGAAGGCGCUGACUGCAGUGGGAGAGUGCGGCACCACAUCCUUCACUGUCACCUUGAAUUCACCGACCGAUAACUUGAUCAGAACAGUCGUCAUUUCCCUGGUCUCUGUGUUUUUGCUCCUGCUCCUCAUCACUCUGCUUUGCUGCAGACAAUGGGAGUGCAUCAAAAGCAAGAUCUAUCCUCCCAUCCCUGAGCCGAUGUUGACGGACAAGUGGAUGCUGUCACAGGUUGAAAACCUUUGUCAUCCUCGUUACGUGGAUCGGUCUCUCCAAGGCGAGGUCAUGGAUGUUCCGGAGCUGCUUUGUGAAACACGUCCACCUGUGACUGAUCACGUCACUGAUGAUGAGAAACUGUUUGUUUUUACUCAAACUCCAAAGGGCUACUACAACCAGCCCCUGAAAAUCCACUCCACCUCGCCGUCCGCCGUCCCAACCGAGUCCGAUUUGCCGUCCUCGCUGUUCAGAGGCGUGUUCGCUAACCCGUCGUAUAACCCCACGUUGGCUCCCGACAAUGAGUUCAACCCCGAGCUUCACAACUUGACGAGUUUACAGAACAACUGUGACGGGUACACGCCUCAGAGUCGGAGCGUCACUGUGACCCCGACAGACGAGGACACAGACAGUCACUGUGUCGUCACGUACCUCCUGUUACCACAGACUCCGCCCAUAUAGCUGCUACAUCCAUCUAUCGCUAGAUGAGAACAGCCAGUUCCGGUACGUUGUCCUGUGUCAUGUUUUGAAAACAUACCUUUUUAUUCUGUGUUUGCGUUAUGGUAUGGAUCAGUUUGGUAAAGUACGGUACAGUUUGGAAUGGUAAAGCCCUGGGUCAGGCUUGCGUUUGGACUGAGAACCGUAUCUUUACUUGGUAGGCGGGAUGUGGGCGGUGCCCGAAGGCUGUGUAGCGUGACAUCGUACCUGGUUAUUUUUGGUACUAUUCCUAAUGGAAAAGCAAAAAAAAGACCUACCGUACUGUACCAAAACAAAUCAUCUGUUCAGUUUGCAUGAAUGUGGACAAACAACCCCACCUAGUGGCACAGCGGUGGUCAUGUUGUUGUUUUUUUUUUUAAUUUGUGGUUUUUAAGGUUGGGCUGAUAUUGUCAGGUUAUUUAUUAUAAAAUAUGACACACUUAAACGUUAUUACACGCAAAAAUUCAAAAUUUGAAUAACCUGUUUCAUGGAUAUAAAAUGGCGUCGUGCUGGUGGAGUUUUCAGUUAGUCGUCGGUACUUUCACCACGUCUGUGGUCGCUGUGGUGACGGGGAGAAAAAGGGGGCGUAUGCCUGCUCACAUGCAUCGUACAUAUAAUCAUAAUAAUAAUAAUAAUAAUAAUAAUGCUUACUGGAAGAUUGUGAACAUGCUUUUGUGUGUACAUUUCAGUGUGAUUGUACAUGUAUUUUUGUUUUGUAAGUGUUAAUAGUAACAUACACUGUGACUCAGCGCUAGCCCAAGGCAUAAUGGAACAGCUGCAGGGGGGCCCCAAAAAAAUAAUAAAGAAAUGUACAUAUCUUUA
Messenger RNA from Solea senegalensis (Senegalese sole), 3537 nucleotides. Its product is annotated as leukemia inhibitory factor receptor-like. Bases 244 to 2700 code for a protein of 818 amino acids. Lineage: Eukaryota; Metazoa; Chordata; Actinopteri; Pleuronectiformes; Soleidae. Gene Ontology annotation, molecular function: cytokine receptor activity; protein binding. Gene Ontology annotation, cellular component: membrane. The record is from RefSeq and is a predicted model, not a curated record. The transcript is spliced from 15 exons.